AUGUCUGACAUGAAGGCUUCCGUCCAGGAGACGCCCAAGGGCUUCCACGUUGAAGGCUACGAGAAGAUCGAGUACGACUUCAGCUUCGUAGACGGCGUCUUCGAAAAGGAGCAUGCCGACCUGGCCGAGUGCUUCUCCCGCUGGCGGCGCUGCCUGGCCAUCAUGGAUCUGAACAUCUUCAACCUGUAUGGCAAGCAGAUGCAGGAGUACUUCGAGCACCACGGCGUGGAGCUUAAGAUCCACAAGACCAUGAUUGGAGAGAAGGCGAAGAGCAUUGAGACGUUCUUGAGCAUCGUUGAUUCGAUGAAUGAGUUUGGCAUCAUCAGGAAGGAACCAGUUCUAGUUGUCGGAGGCGGACUGGUUACCGACGUUGCUGGUUUCGCUUGUGCUGCGUACCGCCGCAACACCAACUACAUUCGCGUACCGACCACGGUCAUCGGCCUGAUCGACGCCUCCGUCAGCAUCAAGGUCGCUGUCAACUAUGGCAACUACAAGAACCGCCUGGGCGCCUACCACGCCCCGAUGCACACAUUCUUGGACUUCGGCUUCCUUCGCUCUCUGCCUGUGGCACAGGUCCGGAACGGCUUCGCAGAGCUCAUCAAGAUCUCCAGCUGCGCUCACCUGCCAACAUUUGACCUGCUCGACAAGCAUUGCGAGGACCUGAUCAACACCGGCUUCGGUCGCACCGAUGACGCGAAGAAGGAAGUCCGCGAGGCAGCGGACAAGAUCAACCGCAGUGGAAUUUACGAGAUGUUGAAGCUCGAGACUCCCAACCUGCACGAGAUCGGACUUGACCGCGUGAUUGCAUACGGCCACACCUGGUCACCCCUCCACGAGCUCAUCCCAUCCAUCCCUCUCCGCCACGGCCACGCCAUCAGCAUCGACAUGGCCUACAGCGCCACCCUCGCCAACCAGCGCGGCCUCCUCUCCGACGAGGAACACCAGCGCCUGCUCAAGCUCUUCUCCCGCGCCGGCCUGUCAAUCGACCACCCGGACUUCGACGAGCACGUCCUCGACAAGGGCACCGCCGCCAUCCUCAAGACGCGCGACGGCAAGCUCCGCCUCGCCGUCCCGCACCCGCUCGGCAGCUGCGUCUUCAUCAACGACGUCGAGAAGGAGGAUCUCGAGAAGGCGCUGCGAAAGCACAAGGAGAUCAUGAAGAGCUUCCCGCGUGAGGGUGCGGGUAUUGAGAGUUUCGUCGAUGCUUCCGAUACCGGGUACACGAUGAAUGAGGCUCCUACGGAGCAGAACGGCAAGCAUGCCGAGGAGCACGGCGUUACGGCUGGACUGAAGAAGGCUGUUAUUAACGACGACGCCUCGAAUGGUCAGGCAAACGGUGGGCUCGGUGCUACGAAUGUGGACGGGUUCACUGGCGACCCGAAGUCUGCGGUCAAGCAUGCUGCUGGUGUUGAUGCGGAUAGUGCUAUGACGAACGGCGGUGCGCAGGUGACGGAUAAGACGAAUGGAGUGUCGAAUGGUGUUAACGGGAAGCACUAG
Messenger RNA from Baudoinia panamericana UAMH 10762, 1497 nucleotides. RefSeq lists its product as uncharacterized. Bases 1 to 1497 code for a protein of 498 amino acids. The transcript has 4 exons. Gene Ontology annotation, biological process: antibiotic biosynthetic process. Lineage: Eukaryota; Fungi; Ascomycota; Dothideomycetes; Mycosphaerellales; Teratosphaeriaceae. The record is from RefSeq and is a predicted model, not a curated record. Gene Ontology annotation, molecular function: 3-dehydroquinate synthase activity.